Molecule: messenger RNA, 566 nt
Organism: Dentiscutata heterogama
Lineage: Eukaryota; Fungi; Glomeromycota; Glomeromycetes; Diversisporales; Gigasporaceae
Source: the annotation of a GenBank genome assembly
AUACAAAUGGAGAUUUUCCUUUUCUUACUCGUGCUACUUUUGAUCAACUCAUAUCAGAAUUUUUAUCAAAUCGCAAACCUAUGCAGCAAAGAAAAACAUGUCCAUUGCACAUUAAAGAGGCAUCAGAAGUCACUGUAUUUCUGUUUUCUGUUUUUACAGUGUUUGGACCUCCUUAUAUUUUACAGAGUGAUAAUGGACAGGAGUUUAUCGCGCAAAUAAUUCAUGAGCUUCUUAAGGAGGAUUUGUCCAAUCUAAUUGAAGGUGAUGAAGAUUCAGAAAACGUAGAUAAUAGUGAUUAUGAUGAUUUUAAUGAUACAAAUAAUUACAAAGAAUUGCUUCAACAUGUUAAUGUUAGUCAAGAUAAAGUAUCUGAAUCAAUUCAAACAUUUAACGAUAGUGCUGUACUAGACGAUAGGCUUUUAAUAAUUCCAAGUUCUCAAUUUUCAAUACCACUUUCUAAUAUCAUAGAAGAUGAUUACACAAUAAAGCAAUGUGCCAGUAAGGAUAAUAUUAAUAAACAAACUCAUUUUGUUAAUUAUGAGGAUAUUGAAACAUCUAACGCUUAA